Colletotrichum godetiae is the source of this 2043-nucleotide messenger RNA. Its product is annotated as fungal-specific transcription factor domain-containing protein. The record is from RefSeq and is a predicted model, not a curated record. The transcript is spliced from 4 exons. Gene Ontology annotation, molecular function: zinc ion binding; DNA binding. Bases 1 to 2043 code for a protein of 680 amino acids. NCBI's taxonomy places the organism in Eukaryota, Fungi, Ascomycota, Sordariomycetes, Glomerellales, Glomerellaceae. Gene Ontology annotation, biological process: DNA-templated transcription.
AUGCUGCCCGUCCUGCAUGCUCCUUGUGCAGCAGGCAGAACAGGGAAUGUACGGAAAUACUGGGAUGAGGACUACGUCAGAGCCCUCGAAGCCCAAGUACAGUCGCUGCUCUUGGCUCUAGAAAAGCAAAGCGCCGAGAAGGACUCGUCGCCGCCGUUGUCUCUAAGCGACCGUGCAUCUCACUCUGCAGAGCCUGAUGUCACUCUCAGAGAAAGUCUCGAUGGCGGUGAUGCCACUGAAGGUCUCGCAGUCAGCGGCAACGACGGGGACGUCAAGGACGUUGUCUCCAUAGAAGACCAUGGAGAUAGUGCAAGCAAGGACUCGGGGACACAGGAGAGGUCUCAGAUGGCAAUGGAAGAGCUCUGUGUAAUGCUAUGGAGAACAAACGUCGGUGACGGGGUAACUAUCAUCGACGACCCUGCCACUGGGUCUCACUACUCAGUCGACCCCAUACAGCCGGCUGUACCGAUGGCCCAUCAAGUCAUCCCUCCAGAACAAGUGCUCGUUUACUGCCGGCAAAAAGGCCUUAUACACGAGAUGGCGGGUCUCUUCUUGGAUAACAUCAACCAAGAACACCAGUUCACGCCCUACACGACGACCGACUUUCUCCACAGCUACCCUUACCAAUCUCCAGAUGAAGUCUUCUUACACAGUGCCAUCAUAGCAACGGGUACAACCUUUACACGCAGACCCGACGCCACCCUCAUAGGAGAUGCAUUCGCGCAGUUUGCAGAAAGCCUCAUCUUCACCUGUUGCAGGCAGAAUCCUACACUCAAGGUCAUCCAGGGGCUGUCCAUGAUGUCCUGGCGCUCAUUGGCCAUGGGGAGAGAUCACUUUGGCUGGAUGUUCAUUUCCAUGGCCGCCGGCAUGUGCGUACAUUUGAGACUGCACGUCCUGGCGCUAGACGAGUGCGAGGCCAGGCAGCUGGAGGCUACGGAGCAGGAGAUUCGCACUUUUUGGAUGUUUUACAUCAUUGACCGGACAGCCAUCUCUAUUCUCGGCCGUAACUGUGCAUUGCCGUGGCGGAGAGUCAACGUGCCAGACUUUGAGAUGACUUUUGAAAACUCGAAGGCGGGUCUAGGUCAAGUUUCUUUUGCAUGGCAGUGCAAAUUGUGGUAUCUACAUGACCAGUACAUGGAUCAGGUCUUCUCAACAAACUUCGAAUCUCUACCGAUAUCACAACAAGUACGCAUUCUCGUAGCAAGCCAGGACGCACUAAGCGCCUUCUUCCGAUCCCGCGAUGACAGGCUCCAUCUAUCGGGCGACUCGACCCCGAAACCAGUCAUCCAAUUCCACUUGGCCUACCAAAUGACAAUACUCAUCACUAUGCCACCUUUUCUCCGCAUCUUCGUUGCAAUCUCACAAACCUCAGAGACAACCGAGCCCGGGAACACCACUAACAGCAAAAGACAAAACACGGAAUUCAUGCUCCUGGUCCUUCGCUCCCUCACCGCAGCAGCAACCGCAACAUCCCGCCUCGUCCGGACCUACCGCCGCGCCCACGGCUUCGACACCUCCCCGAACCCAGUCAUCAUUCACCACCUCCUCAGCGCCGCGAUCGUGCACCUCAUGAACGCGACCAGUUGGACGCCGGCGCUACGGCAUCAGAGCACGUACUGGCUCCGACAGUGCCUAGAGCUGCUGCGCGAGCUGCAGGUCUCGUGGCCUGUCCGUGCCGUCAAGAGCAUCAAGAUCAUCCGCGUGCUCGCGCAGCGGUGGGGCGUUAUGAGGGCUUUGCCCAUCGAGUUUAGCUACCAGAUUGAGCAGACAACGGCGCCUGAUGCAGAGAGGGACUUGGGUGGCGUGAACCAGGUCCAGUUCGAGUAUGAGUGGGAUGGGUACGGCGCCACUGCGGCUGACGCGCCACCCGUGGACUUUAGUACCUUGGACAUGAGUUCUUUUGCGUCUUUGGGAACUCUCGAUGUUUCUGGAUUGAGCGGCCAGCGGACGAAUGCUAUGGGCAGUGUUGACUUUCUGCAAGCCUUUCAGGGGCUCACGGAUUGCGAGGACUUCAACUGGCUUUCGAGCAACAAUGGGUUAUGA